AUGUUUAAUCCAAGCGAGAUUCAAACUUCUGAAGGUUUGUGCACGAAAACACAUUACAUACUUUUACCACUUUACUGCCUCGGUGGUCUAGUAGCUAGCACGUACGGCUGCAGACCUGGAGGUCCUGGGUCAGUAGUAACCUGGAUUGUAGAAUUUGGCAGUGUUGCACCCCCAAGUCUCGAAGGCCGUCGGUCCUGCGCCUUAACUCUCAUCGGUCAUAUCGAAGUAUCGUCCCACGAACUU
Molecule: messenger RNA, 243 nt
Organism: Brenthis ino (lesser marbled fritillary)
Lineage: Eukaryota; Metazoa; Arthropoda; Insecta; Lepidoptera; Nymphalidae
Source: the annotation of a GenBank genome assembly